AUGAACGCAGAGAUGGCUUCCUGGAAGUCCACAGGCACCUACGUCGACGAGGUUACCCCACCUGGGGCGAACAUCGUUAGUGGCAUGUGGAUUUUCAGGGUGAAGCGGCCGCCGGGUUCUCCGCCUGUCUUCAAGGCGCGUUACGUGGCUCGAGGCUUCAGUCCACGGCAGGGAGUUGACUGCUUUCAGACCUUCUCUCCCACCCCGAAGAUGACCACUCUUUGGGUGCUGCUGCACAUAGCCGCUCAGCGCGACUACGAGCUUCACUCUCUUGACUUUAGCACAGCUUUCUUGCAGGGCAGCCUGCACGAGGAGAUCUGGCUGCGCCGCCCACCUGGCUUCACUGGGUUGUUUCCUCCUGGUACCCAGUGGAGCCUCCGGCGGCCAGUCUACGGUCUCCGCCAGGCACGGCGUGAGUGGCACGACACACUGAGGACUACACUUGCGGCUCUUGGGUUUGCUCCUUCUACUGCCGACCCGUCGUUGUUUCUGCGCACCGACACCUCUUUGCCGCCGUUCUACAUCCUCGUGUAUGUCGACGACUUGGUCUUUGCCACUGCUGACACUGCUGGACUCGCCCACGUGAAGUCCGAGCUGCAAAAGAGACACACGUGCACAGACCUGGGUGAACUGCGCAGCUACCUUGGCUUGCAGAUCACCCAGGACAGAGCACAGCGCACCAUUACCCUGACUCAGUCACACAUGGUGCAGCAGGUCCUUCAGCGCUUCGACUUCACCUGUGAGGCCGAGAUCUACGCAGGGGCCAUGGCUGCACAGGAGUUACGCUGGCUCACCUACCUGCUGACCAACCUGGGAGAGCCGCCUUGUUCUCCUCCAGUUCUGUACGUAGACAACAAGGCCAUGCUGGCCUUGUGUCGGGAGCACAGGUUGGAGCACAGAAUGAAGCACAUUGCUCUUCGCUACUUUCUUGCUCGUGAGCUGCAGCAGCGUGGUCAGCUGCGCCUUGCUUACGUGGCCUCUCGGGCCAACACUGCUGAUAUCUUUACCAAGGCACUUCAACCUUGUGAUCAUCAGCGCUUCUGUACGAUGCUAGGUCUUGUGCCUACUUGGCCUCACUUGCUCACUUCUUGA
Messenger RNA from Closterium sp. NIES-65, 1092 nucleotides. NCBI's taxonomy places the organism in Eukaryota, Viridiplantae, Streptophyta, Zygnematophyceae, Desmidiales, Closteriaceae. The record is from the annotation of a GenBank genome assembly.